Entamoeba dispar SAW760 is the source of this 7698-nucleotide messenger RNA. RefSeq lists its product as uncharacterized. Bases 1 to 7698 code for a protein of 2565 amino acids. The transcript has a single exon. NCBI's taxonomy places the organism in Eukaryota, Evosea, Mastigamoebida, Endamoebidae. The record is from RefSeq and is a predicted model, not a curated record.
AUGGAUUUUUCUGAAUCAACAGAGGAAGAAGUAGUAAAGGAGAUAAGUCCAGUUCCAAAACAUAGGUUAAUACCUCAAAAAACAAAAGGAGUUCCUGAAAUAACUACAAUGGUUCUAGAAGACAAUUACAAGAAACCAUUAAAAAAAGAAAUUAGUGAUGAGAUUUUUGAAAUAAAAGAUGACAUCGAAAUAAGGUGUCCAAAACAAAUAGAAAAAGAACUUUACCUUAUGGAAAAAGUUGGGACAGGAAAAGAAGAAAGUGAAUUUGAGCAACAUGACAUCAUUAGAUUAAAAAAGGUUGUAGAAGAGUUUUCUAAUAAAUUACCAGUUAAUAAAAUACCACUCACUGAUGAAGUAAUAAAUGAUUUGUAUGGACCUGUUAAUCCAAUACUUGAAAAUAGUGAAGAGAUAGAAGAAGAAAUAAAAACAAGAAAUGAUAUUGAAAAUAUUAAUACAGGUGUUUUAUCAUUAGAUGACAUUCCUGGUGAAUUGGAUGAUGUCUUUAAUGAAUUUGAUAUUCCAAAAGAAAGAAAAAAAGAAAUCAAAGAUUUUUUUGAUGAUUUAAUAGAAAACAUUUUAUUAACUGUUGGCGAUAAAGAAGUUGUUCGUUCAAACAUAAAGUUAGCUAAACUUUUAUCUUCAAAACUUGGAUUUCCUCAUGAAUUAUUACUUCAUAUAAAUAAAGAAGUUGCUGAUUUAAUGAAGAGUAAUUUAGGUGUUCGUCUUCCACACGACUCUUUUUCUCUUAAUGUUAUUCGUGAUAAAAAAAGACGAAACAAGUUAUAUGAAAAGUUCUUAGGAGAUAAUACUUCUAAUAGUGAUGAGGUUGAACAAAAACCAGAAUUGUGUCAGCCAUCUUUUACUCAAUCACUAGGUGGAGCUGCAGAAAAUUUAUUGGAAGGAAAUAGCUAUAAUUCAGUUAAAAGAAAAAAAAGUAAAGAAAAUGAAAAUGUUGAAGUAAAAAAAAAACUUACUCCUGGCUCUUUUUCAGUUAUCUUUCCUAAAGAAAUAGGGGUAUUUGAGUAUACCCAACCUACUAAAUGUCUAAUCAACUCUGGUACAAUUUCACAGUCAGGAAAAUAUCAACCUGGUCAACGUCAACCCGAUAGCUCAAUUACAAAAAAAGUAUCAGAAAGUGGUGUUACUCCUCUAUUAAUGAAACCAGUUAUUAAAAAGGAUUUAAGACAACAAACGCAAGAGAUGGGUGUGGUAGAUGAUAAUAGAAAGAUUGAUUCAUUAGAAAAAGAAAAGCCAACACUAAAAAAAGAACAACAAGAUGAUACUUCUUUCAAUGAGAAUAAACAAAUAAGUGAUUCAGAUAACGGUGUUGAUAAACAAACGGGUAUUCCAUUUAUUGAAGAACAAAAAAAUCCACCAACUGAUUUAAGCAUUGAUAAAAAAUUAUUUAGAGAUAUUACACAAGAAUUUUUUGGGUGGAACCAGAAUAAGUUUAUUGAUGACAUUGUUUUUAACCAACUAAAUUCAAUUAAUAGUAAGUUUAGGAUAAGAGUACCUAGUCAUUCAGUUCAUAAAAAAUUAAUUGAAAAACCUCGACAACUUUUUAAAAUAUAUGUACCUGAAUCUCAGGUGUCUCUUUCUCCUUAUAACCCAAGUGUAAAUAAUACCCCUGUUCAAUCUCAAAUAAAUGUUCUAGAAAACAAAACUCAUAAAAUAGACCAAACUAAUGCAAUUAAAAAGACAAAAAAAUAUGGUGUUAAAAAGAAAGCUUUUGAGUUACAAAAAGAAAACAAAGACUCCCAAGUGUUACAGGAAAAAACAUUAACAAAAGAAGAUAUUGAAAAAAUAAUAAACUCUUUAAAAGAAUUAGGUCAACAAAAAGAAGUAAAUCAACAAAAAGAAGUUGACCAACCAAUCUCCGAAAGUGCAACUGAACCAAUAAAACCAUUUGAAACUAAAGAGGUAGUAGACGAAGGGUGUAUUGGUUUAACAUCCACUAUAAAAGCCAACAACAAAAAACAAAAAAAAAUAGUGAAAAAAAAGAAUACCAAAGCAUUAAUAGUUGGACGGAGUUUCUUACAAGAAGACGAUAAAAAGGAGCUAAUGGAAAGAAUAGCACAAAUAAAAAUACUUGAUCCAGAACAAUCACGUAAAGUAGCUGAAGAAACAAAAGGGUUAGAUAAUGCUAGAAAAAAAGAACAAGAAGAAAUAAAGAAAUGGGAUAGUUCAAAAGCACAAUUCUGGGACACUACUAUUUCUAGAACAGAAGAAGAAAAAAGAAGACAGGACUCUAUCACAAGGAUAAGAGAGGAUAGCAACACAGAAACAAAAAGUCGAAAGGAUAAAGAAGUACUUGGAUACAAACAUGAUGAAACAGGAAUCAGCGAAAGUGACAAUACAAAAACAUGGGACGAUCCAAUAAGAACAGGAGAAAUUAACAGAACACAACUGUGGGAAAUAAAACAAAUAAAAAGUACAGAAGAAGAGAAUACAAUACUACAAGAAGAGUACAACUUUAGAUCUAAAGAUGUAUCAAAAAUACCUGAAGAUGACAAAACAAUAACAGAAGAAGAGGAGUCAACAACGUUGGAGGAUGACUAUUUGAAAAAACAAACAAAAGAAGAGUUAAGAAUAUGGGAACCAAAGAAGUUGAUACAAGAAAAAAGAAAUCUACUAACAAAAUCAAUUCUAGAAGGAGAAAUACUUACUAAACAAUUUAGGGCAUCUGUUCCUACUCAAACAAUAAAUGAACAAAUCGGUAUGGACAAAAAAAUCAAAAUAGUUGAAGAAAAGAAGCAUUUAGAAAAUGAUACAAAAGACAAACCCAAAGAAAUGCAAAAAAAGGAAAUGAAUAAAUUAAAAAAAAUAGAACAAGAAAAUGAGUUAUUACCAAAUGAACCAAAACCAAUAGAAGAAGAAAAUGACGUACUUUUAAAUAAAUUAAAAAAACUAAUAGAAGAAAAGUAUAUGAUACCACAAUCAAAAAAACCAGAAGAAGAAACUCCAACAAACAAACCAAAACAAGUAAGAAAAGAAAAAGACAUAGAACCAAAAAGACCAACAAACGAAAUAAUAUCAAAUGAAAUAAGACUACCAGAAGAAGAUGAUGAUGCACUUCUAAAUAAAUUAAAAAAAUUACUCGAAGAAAAAGACAUAACAUCUCAAUCAAAAAAACUUGAAAAACAAAUACCAAAUGAACCAAAACAAAUAGAAGAUGAAAAAAAUAUAACUCCAAAUGAAUCAAAACAACUAGAAAAAAACAAUGUAAUACUAAAUGAUCUAAGAGAACUGGAAAAGGAAAAACAAAUAGUAUCAAAUGAACCAAAACAAGUAGAAGAAAAAGAAAUAACACCAGACAAAUUAAAACAAGUAAGAAAAGAAAAAAACAUAAAACCAAUAAACCAAGAAAAAGACAUAAGACUAAACGAAAUAAAACUAACAGAAGAAAGUGAUAUGCAUUUAAGUGAAUUAAAAAAGUUACUCAAAGAAAAAGAUAUAACACCUCAAUCAAAAAAAUAUGAAAAACAAAUAGAAGAAGCAAAGGAUACAGCACCAAAAUCAAAAAGACCAAAAAAAGAAAUGAUGCCAAAUGAAGUGAAACGAACAGAAUAUGAUGAUAUGUUUUUGAAUGAAUUAAAAAAACUUAUAGAAAAAAAAGAUAUAACAUCUCAAUCAAAAAAGCCUGAAAAACAAAUGACUAAUAAAAUAAAACAUGUAGAAGAAGAAAACAAUGUAUUACAAAAUGAAAUAAGAGAAGUAGGAGAAAAUGGUGUAAUACCAGUUGAACCAAAGCAAGUAGAAGAAGAAAAAGGUACAGUGCUAGAUGUGUCAAAACCACUAGAAGAAAAGGAAAUGGUGUCAAUCAAAUCAAUAAAAAUAGAAGAAGAAAAGGAUACACUGUCACAACCAAAGAAAAUAGAAGGAGAAAUGCCAACAAACAAACCAAAACGAGUAAGAAAAGAAAAGGACAUAAAGCCAGAGAGAUCAAUAAAAAAAAUAAAACAAGUAGAAGAAGGGACAGUUCCAAAACCAAAAGGAGAAGAAGAAGAAAAAGGUACAACAAUAAAUGGACCAAAACAAUUUGAAAAAGAAACAAUACCAAACGAACCAAAAGGAGAGGUAGAAGAAGUAAAAGACACAAUGUCUGAUGCACCAAAAUCUGAAGAAAACCAAAUAAUAUCAAAUGAACCAAAAGGAGUAAGAAAAGAAAAUAGCACAAGGUUAACACCAAAAAGAACAACAAAAGAAAUAAGACUAACAGAGGAAACAACACCAACACUAAAACAAGUAAGAAAAGAAAACGUCACAAAACCAACAUUAAACGUAGGUGAAGAAAAAGAGAUAAUACUAAAUGAAACAAAACAGUCAGAAGCAAAAGGUACAAUUCCACAGUUAAAAAAACCUGAAAAUCAAAUAAUACUAAAUGAAAUAAAACAAGUAGAAGAAGAAAAUAAUUUAAUACCAAACAAAAUAAAAGGAGAGAUAGAGAUAAAGGACACAAUACCAAAUGAAAUAGACUUAACAGAAGAAGAAAAAGAAAUGAUAUCAAACGAACCAAGAAAAAUGGAAGAAGAUGAUGAAACAACACCAAUAAGGCAAGAAAAUGAGUUACUACCAAACAAACCAAGUCGAGUAAGAAAAGAAAAAAGUACACCACCAAGAAUAAAAAGAGCAAAAAAAGAAAUACUUAAUGAAAUAAAACAAUUGGAAGAAGAAGAAACAACACCAAAACGAGUAAGAAAAGAAAAAGACACAAAACCAAAAAGACUACCAAAAGAAAUAUUAAACGAAUUAAAACUAACAGAAGAAACAACACUAAGUGAACCAAGAAAAAUGGAAGAAGAAAAAGAAAUAAUACUAGAUGAACUAAAACCAUCAGUUGAAGAAAACGACACAAAAACAAAAAAAACAGAAAAUAAUAUAAAACCAAAACAAACAGUAGAAAAAGAAAUAACACCAAAAGAGUCAAGAAAAAUGGAAGAAGAAAAUAACUUAAUAAGAAAUGGACAAAAAGGAGUAGAAGAAGAAACAGUUCCAAAGUCAAAAGGAGUAAAAGAAGAAAAUGAUACAAUACAAAAUAAACCAAAAAAAAUGGAAGAAGAAGAAAAUGAUACAAGCACAAAACAAAUAGAAGAAGAAAAUUGUGUAAUACCAAAUGAACCAAAACAAGUUGAAGAAAAAGAAAGUAAUAUGACUUUAAAUAAAAUUAAAAAAGUAAUAGAAGAAAAAGAUAUAACACUACAACCAAAAAAACUAGAAGAAGAAAUACUAUCAGGUCAACAAAGAAAAAUGGAGGAAGAAGAAGAAAGUAAUACAAAACCAAAUCAAACUAAAGAACAACAAGAAAUAAUCCCAAAUCAAUUGAGAAAAAUGGAAGAAGAAGAAAUAAUACCAAAUGAAUUAAGAAAAAUUGAAGAAGGGGAGUUAGAAGAAAAAGUUAAAAUGAAUGCAGUAUUAAAAAAGGAAAAUAAAAAUAAACAAAACACAUUAAAAACAAAAAUAACAAAAACACAAGAGGAAGACAUAACACCAGAAUGCAAAAAGUUAGAACAUAAAAUAGUAGCUAAUGUUCAAGAAAAAGAUUUAGAUAAAGAAGUAAGUUUAUCUAAAAUAUUAGAAGUUAAUAAAAAAAUUCAAUCACAAGACUCUCAAUCACAAAAAACAAAAAAGUUAAAAGCCCCUCAACAUUCAGAUGAUAUAGAAACAAAAACGAAAAUACCUAAAUUAUCAGGAAAAACAAUUAGACCUCCUGUUAUUGAAACUCAAAAUAAUACUGAUGAACAACAAAUAAACCAAAAUGGGAUCAAAGAUAUCUCAGAAUUAAUUUCAGAGCCUUCUGUUACUGAAGACGUCACUAAGAAACAUACAGAUAUAGAAAAAAAGGAAACUGAUAAUAAACAACCAAAAAUUAUUUUAUCAGACCAACUGAAUAAAACAAAAAAAGAUAAAAAAACAAGAAAAGACAGCACUACUAAUGAGAGUAUUUCACUUGAAAAGGAUACUAAACAAUCAGGAACUCAAAUAAAAAAUAAAAAAAUAACAAAGUUAUCAACUGGAAGUGUUGGCAAUGGUCUUGAUAUUUUAAAAAAUUAUCAAAUCCAACACCAAAGAAAAACUACAAUCAAUCCUAAUCAACAACCAAGUAUUAAUAUUUCAAUUAUUAAUGAACAAGCAUUAUUACACAAACCAGUAGAAAUAAGAAAAUUAUCAACUGGACGAGUUGAAAGUGAUAUUUAUAAUAUACCAAAUUUAAACUUAGAAAUAACUGGACUAAGUAAUUUAUCUGAAGGAACUACAAAGGACGUUAUUCAACCAAUAAACCCAAGUCAACUCCAAAUGCUCAAACUUAAUGAAAGUGAUCAAGAAACUACAUCAUCACUAAGAAUAAAUGAUAAUUUUCAAGGAAUACAAAAACAUCAUUUAGAUACUCAAAACAUUAAAAUUAAAUACGUCUCUCCAAAAAUCAAUAAAGUUAUUACUCAACUACCUUUAGUUGAAGAACAAAGUUUAAUAAAAAGUCAAGAAAAAUACACUCAUUUUCUUCCAACUACUAAUGAACAAUCAAGAAUUAAUAUAAUAAAAAGAAGAAAAUUAUCUAUUGGAAGAGUUGAAAGUGAAGUUUAUAACAUUGGACCAGAACAACUUAUUAGUCUUACUGAAAAGUGUGACAUUCAUAAAAAGAAAGAAAGUGAUACCAAACCACCAAAAAUCUUAAAGGCAUAUCAACAAAAUGAAAUAGAAAAAGAAAAAAAAGCAAAAAAAGAAGAAAAAGAUAUAAAACAACCAGAAAUUCAAAAGAAAAGAAAAACAGUUGGAAAACUAUCUGUUGGACGUGUCGAGAGUGAUGUUUAUAACAUUGACCAACAGAUUAAAAAAGAACAAACUGUAAUUAUCAAUCAACAACCAAUUGUUAGUACCUCAUUAAUUAGUCAACAAAAAAUUCUAAAACCUAUAAAAAUAAGAAGGUUAUCUACUGGAAGAGUUGAAAGUAAUAUUAAUAGUAUUCCUCAUAAAAUUACAAAAGUAACGAGACUAUCAACUGGAAGGGUUGAAACUAGUGUUCAUAAAAUACCACACCAACCAAGCACACAUACUAUCUACCAAUUUGAAACAAAAAUUAACAAACCCUUUGAAGUUAAAUCAGAGAUACGAAGAAGAAAAAGCAUAAAAGAAAUAUCUCAAACCCCACAAAAUUCUGUUUUAAAUCAAGCACAUUUACCUAUAAAUAUUUCUAUUGUUAACGAAUCACAAAUACACACCCCAAUAAAAAUAAGGAAACUAUCUGCUGGACGUGUUGAAAGUAAUGUUCACAACAUACAAUAUCAAUUCCCUCAAUCAGAACCAAAAAUACUACUCAAUCCGAAUCAACAACCAACUCUUAAUCUUUCAGUUAUUAAUGAACAACCAACUCACAAACCAAUAAAAGGAAGAUUGUCCAUCGGAAGAGUUAAGAGUGAUAUUCAUGUAGUUAAACCUAAACGACCUAAACUUCCAAAUUCUCUACAAGAAAAACGUCUUAAAGAAAAAAGAACAUCAAUUACCACAAAUAGAUCUUAUGAUGUAGAGUUGCAAAAAGACCAUUUGGUUUAUAAAAUUACUCCAAAAAUAUUGAAAGAUCAAAAUAUACCAAAACAAACAAUAGAGUCUUUUAAAGAAGAAGACAAAAAGAAAAAAUCGUCUGACCCACAAACAUAUAGAAAGUCUUUUAGAUACUCCAAACUUUAUGAAUUUAAGAAAUAG